CAAGCUCUGAAACUUUUGUCCUGUUGAGUUUCGCGCAAAUGGUGGAUGUUUCGGAAACUGGCUUGAAGGUGGACGACGAGAUGGAACUGGAUUUAGGGUUGUCGAUCGGAGGGAGUUUUGGAAAACUGGAGAAAUUGAAACCGGUGAAAAAAGUGUAUGCUCUUGCGGCUGAUUGGAAAUCCAACGGGUACGACGUUGGCUUGAAGGAAAACCGCCCGGGGUUUUCAAGAUCCUGUAUGUCGCCGGGUCUUGAUGGUAAAGAUGCGAAGCUCCUGGAUCCGCAGGCGAAGCGGGAGAUGCAAGCGUUACGGAGGCAAGAAGCGAAGAAAAAGAGAGAAGAGAAGCAACAGCUGAGGAGGGUUAUGUUUGGAGCGAGGAACGGAGAGAACGGAAACGAGUGCCAAAGGAAGGAGGAGGAGGAGCAGCCGGCGCGCAAGAAAGGGAGGACAGAGGAAGAUGCGAGGAAUGUGAAUCUGCAUAUGAGCAAUGAGCACAUGCAAAAGCGGAUGCAGCACAAGCUCAAUGACGUUACCAAUCCGGUGCCCUUUGCGGUGGCAACGGUGGAGUCCCCUUACCCGCCGACGAACAGUGGCUUGCGUCUUCCUUGCGUGAUGCCGCGUUGGAUGCCCGGUGGAGGCGGGUUUGAGCCAUCGGAGGGCUGGGGUUUCAGGCCGUACAACGAGAGUCGAAGUCCGGGGCAUAACUUUUCCAACGGGUGCGAACGGGAGCCGAUUCAGCCUAUUGGGGAUAGAAACGAUGGGAAUAGGAAAACGGCGUCGCAUGGUUCGCCAAUUUGCAGUUCCUCUGCGGGUUCCGAGGAUCCCAGUUCUUCUCUUGAAGGUGUUGGAAGUGGCAGUGAUUCCAUAAGCCAUUCCAGUAACUCCUUAGUUGAACAAUCACAAUUAGAGGGUCAGAAAGCAAAUGAUACCAAGGGCCAGUCAAAACACAGUGCUUCCUCUGAUGCUGCAGAAUCCGUCUAUGACAUCAAUGUCAAACCCACGGAGAGAUUCCUUCAACAGAAUACUACUCAACCUAGCCCACCUAGACCUAAGGAAGAGUCCAUGCCGGAAACUGAAGCAAAAGCAAGUGACAAGCACAUAUCAAAUACAGAAAACGUAGCACCUUGCUCGGAGAAGGAAACAAAGUUAGAAAUGGGAAAGCCUCCCAGACCCGCACCUCAGACUCAGAAUCAAAACCCUCAUAAUUCUCUCCCUCAAAUGCCAUGUGUAUCAACCACAGGUAAUGGUCCAAACGGGAAAACCAUUAGGGGGUUUCUAUACAGAUAUACGAAAUCGGAGGUUAGCAUCAUCUGUGUCUGCCAUGGAAGCUCAUUCUCACCAGCUGAGUUUGUGCAGCAUGCGGGGGGCACGGAUGUCUCCCAUCCUCUGAAACAUAUCACUGUCAUUCCUUCUGCUUUUGGAUGAUGCGUGCACUGAACUUGAUCAUGAUCUCUAGUGUCAUUGCCUGUUGUCGGUUUUUGUUCUUUUUACAUGCUGGAUUGAUUCAGGUGGGGAGAAUGGAGAGACGUUCAGGGAAGAUUGUAUUGAAGUGUUUGUAACUUUGUAUAUACUCGAGAGUUGGAGGAGCUCUUCCUUUCUAAUGAUUGAUUGAGAGACUCGACUCGCAUCUUUUGAAUGUUGAUAUUCCUUGUUUUUUAAAACUGCUUUUGACGUGCAUUACUGGAUAUUACAGAUUCCUGUAAAAAGUUAUACCUUCUAAUUUGUGGGUUAACUUUUGUUAUAAACGGAGUAUGAUCUUUAA
Juglans regia (Persian walnut) is the source of this 1761-nucleotide messenger RNA. RefSeq lists its product as uncharacterized. Gene Ontology annotation, cellular component: nucleus. The coding region runs from base 39 to 1424 and encodes 461 amino acids. The record is from RefSeq and is a predicted model, not a curated record. Gene Ontology annotation, biological process: signal transduction; negative regulation of DNA-templated transcription. The transcript has 2 exons. Lineage: Eukaryota; Viridiplantae; Streptophyta; Magnoliopsida; Fagales; Juglandaceae.